Messenger RNA from Panicum virgatum (switchgrass), 1672 nucleotides. RefSeq lists its product as uncharacterized. Lineage: Eukaryota; Viridiplantae; Streptophyta; Magnoliopsida; Poales; Poaceae. The coding region runs from base 236 to 1315 and encodes 359 amino acids. The transcript has 6 exons. The record is from RefSeq and is a predicted model, not a curated record.
AAGUUAUGCGCAGCUUCGCUGUCGCCAGUUUUUUUUUUCUUUUUUUUUUGCUUCUUCUUCCUUUUCCCUGGAGAUCCAGGAGGAGUCGCCAGCUUUUGGGUUGCCAUCAGCACCAGCACGGAGGAGGGAAGUCGGCGGCGACGGGUUGCCGAUCACACAAAAAGCCGGUUGCUUGCUCCACUUCUUUGGCGGCGCGGCGCGGUGCUGUGUACAAGACUCCUCCCUCUCCGAUCCCAUGGCCUACCGCCGGAAGCAGGGCGCCGCCGUCGGUGCUGACGAUCGCCGGAGCUCCUACCCCCAGGCCUCGGCAUCAUCAUACAGUUACACAUCUUUCGAAAGCAUAAAUGAGCCCAAGCUUGGAUUGUGGGGAACUUUGGCAAGGAAAGCAAAGGGAAUUCUCGAUGAGGAUGGCUUCGCACAUAAGUUUGAGGACUUGAGGAAAGAACAAACCCAUAGGAACACCAGUUCAUCCACUGGAGAUCAGGCCCCUCAGUCUCGUUGGUCAUUUGAAAACCACUGGAAGACAGGAGAUGCUGCAUCUCGAAUUAGGCCAGAGGCUCUUUCUGCUUCUGUCAACCAGCUUAGUGGAAGAAUCAGAAAUGCUUUUGAAGAAGGACUCACAAUUGUGGAUAGUAAGACAUCCAGUAUUAUUGAGGAGACUAAGAAAAUCCAAAUUAGAAGGAAGCCUACCGGCUCAAGUUCUUAUGUGCCGAGUUCUGUCGCGGAUACAUUCGGCUCUCCUAAUGACUCAUUCAAUCAAGCUGAAUCUGCAGCCCAGGAUACGCAACUGAAAUCAUCUCGCGACGUUGCCAAUGCAAUGGCUGCUAAAGCAAAACUUCUACUCCGUGAACUAAAAUCUGUUAAAGCCGAUCUAGCUUUUGCAAAGCAGAGAUGUGCUCAGCUAGAAGAAGAGAACAAGAUGUUGCGAGAAACAAAGCAGAAAGGGAGGAAAACUGAAGAGGACGAUGACUUGAUUCUUGUGCAACUGGAGACAUUACUGGCGGAGAAAUCAAGGCUGGCACAGGAAAAUUCGACAUAUGCCCGCGAGAAUCGCUUCUUGCGUGAGAUUGUAGAUUUUCAUCAAUUCGCCACCCACGACGUUGUCUCCUUGGAUGACGGAGACAUGGAAGACGAUGACCCGGAAGAAGACAGCAAUGUGUUGGACGCUGAAAACAUGUUACUACCUGUGGUUGAAGAAAACUCAGGAGAUGACGAGGAACUGAUCUCCCCAGUACCCUCCAGGCCAGAAUCUCCAAAUCUCAGCCCAACAGAAGAAUCAUCCCCGAAAAUGCAGCAAUUCGCAAAGCGUUGCUGAUUCACCAAACAUUGCCAGAGCCAAAUGCAUCAGCAUCUGAAGCAGCUUGACGCAUGUGGCUUUGGCGGCUUGUUCGGGGAUUAUUUCAUCUGGUUUGGUUGUGCUCUUGUGACUUGUGUGUAUAAAAUUUUGUCCCCCACAUUGGUUUGCAGUUGUAUGUAACAUGAUGUGUAUAGUAUAGUUACAACAGGUUUCUGCAUUUUGUAUAAAGUGUAUAGCAGAUUGGUGGGUUUUGAUGAAAAACUGGCUCGUGUGGUUUGGGAGAGUUUGUAAUAAUGCAUGUAGUUACUGGUGAAUUUGGCUGGUGUGAAUAAGCAAAAUGAAAACAGCAUUUUAUUUGAAGAGUGGGAUUUGACU